GUCGGCGUGUUUAUCCGCUUUGCCUUGACACGGGUGUGACGCGCCAUCCCGACGGCCGAUCGCUAACUAACGUUAUCCCAGUCGACGGUGCCGCUGUGUAGCAGUUUAACCCGUGUUGUUUUUUUUAUUUUAACAUUGUAAACAUCAUAUAUUUCUCUAUAUUUCAACAUGUCGCACACCGUCAUCACCACGACGACAACAACCAGGACGUCCGCGGACGGCGUCCUGAACACGGGCUACACCCGCACCAUCCCGGGACUGCUGAAGAUCGGGCAGAUGCUGGCGCUGCUCGUGGCCUUCCUGUGCGUGCACUGCGUAUUCGGCUGGCCCAACUGGGCGGCCAUGCAGUUCUUCGAGGUGGUGGUGCUGUGGUUCCUCAUCGCCUUCCUCAUCUUCUUCCUCAUGCACCUGUUCAGGCUGCAGGCCAGGAUGCCCUGCAUCAACUGGCCGCUGACGGUGUUUGGGUUCAUAGCAACGUUCCUGAUGGCUGUCAGUUUGUGGACGUCUUACAGCGUGACCUGCGGCUCUCAUCAGACCGGUGCAGCAGUUUAAUCAACGCCAGACGGUUGCGUUGGCAGUUUGUUGAGUCCUGCUGCUGUCAAGUUUUCUGCCUAGCAACCGCCUAGCAACCUCCUGGAUACUCAACCCUGAUUGGAUAAUAAUUUAAACUCCCGACGUAAUGGAACAUGUGCUCCAGGACCAGCCGCCAUUUUCAACAGUCUGAAACGUAAAUAUCAUCCCGGUAAAGGACAGUAGUUACUCAGAUUACUUUUCCCUCCGUAGAUUUCUACACGUUAAAGGUGCUCAGUAACAUUUCAGUAGAAUCAGCGAAAGACAUCGCUGUGGAAAUAAUCCAAAAUCUCAACAGCUUUCUGUCCUGCCUUUCCCUCUUUGAAAAGGUAGACAUCUUAUUUUUUUACUUCCCCUGUCACUACCCGAUGUCGAGUGCAGACGCGAGUUGCGCAUGCGUCACUUUGCGACAAGUAGCCUAUGGUUUUGAGCUAACGUUAGCAAUCAAACAAUCAUAGAUAGCUAAAACUAGUGCCCUAUAUUUAGGGCACUAGUUAAAACGUUAGCUAAGAUGCUAACGGUGUUUUGAGCUAACGUUGGCAAUCAAGUAGUCUCUUAGAUGCUAACGGCAUUUUGAGCUAACGUUAGCAAUCAAGUAGCCUACUAGAUGCUAACGGUGUUUUGAGCUAACAUUAGCAAUCUA
Messenger RNA from Perca fluviatilis (European perch), 1213 nucleotides. It is a transcript of the gene cmtm7, whose product is annotated as CKLF-like MARVEL transmembrane domain containing 7. The transcript is spliced from 4 exons. Lineage: Eukaryota; Metazoa; Chordata; Actinopteri; Perciformes; Percidae. The coding region runs from base 169 to 552 and encodes 127 amino acids. The record is from RefSeq and is a predicted model, not a curated record. Gene Ontology annotation, cellular component: membrane.